This is a messenger RNA of Lathyrus oleraceus (garden pea), 977 nucleotides long. RefSeq names its product agamous-like MADS-box protein AGL18. The coding region runs from base 19 to 792 and encodes 257 amino acids. Gene Ontology annotation, biological process: positive regulation of transcription by RNA polymerase II. Gene Ontology annotation, cellular component: nucleus. The record is from RefSeq and is a predicted model, not a curated record. Lineage: Eukaryota; Viridiplantae; Streptophyta; Magnoliopsida; Fabales; Fabaceae. Gene Ontology annotation, molecular function: protein dimerization activity; RNA polymerase II transcription regulatory region sequence-specific DNA binding; DNA-binding transcription factor activity. The transcript has 7 exons.
UUUGUUUUAUUCUAUUCUAUGUUGUUGUUGUUAUUGUUGUUGGGUUUAAGGAAGAGGAUGGGGAGAGGAAAGAUUGAGAUAAAGAAGAUUGAGAAUUUGAAUAACAGACAGGUUACAUUUUCAAAGAGACGCAAUGGGUUGAUUAAGAAAGCCAAAGAGUUGUCUGUUCUUUGUGAUGCAGAGGUUGCUAUUUUGAUAUAUUCCGCCACUGGAAAACUCUAUCAGUUUUCAAGCACAAGCAUGGAGCACGCCCUUUCAAGGUAUGAUACUAGAAAUCUUGAUUUGAAUAAAGCAGAGCAACAACAACAACAACGUAGUGAACAACCUACAGUACAAGUUGUGGAGCUUAAUACUACUAGUCUUCUGCAGGAAGAAAUAACAAAACUUCGUUCAGCUUACUCAAGAAUGAGCGGCAAGGAGCUUGAUGGAUUGGGCUUUAAAGAACUACAACAUCUCGAAAAUCAACUAUGCGAAGGGAUAUCAGCUGUCAAAAGUAAGAAGGAACAAGUGCUUGUUGAACAACUUAAGAGAUCCAGAUUACAGGAGGAAAAGGCAAUGAUGGAGAAUGAAGCUCUUCGGAAACAGCUUGAAGAGAUAGAAAAGAAAAGAAAGGCAGAGUUACUUGAAUAUAAUUCAUUGGAUCUAAAACCAGUUUUGAAUUUUGGUUCAGAGGAUAAAGAGAUUUCAGAUACUUGCUUACAAUUAGGGUUGUCAUCAGAUUAUGGCCGCAAGAGGAAAGCAUUAAAGAUAGAAGAUUGCGACGACUCAGGAAGUCAGGUGGCUUCACAGUGACAUUAAAGUAACAGAGUUUUUAGUUUAUAAAACAAGUUUGAUAGUAUAGGUAAAGGUUAGUUUGUGUUUACUCUAUGAAAAAUAUGUGUCAUUGGAUUCACCAUGUUGAAAAAUGGAGGACAUUUUAUUAAUCCAAACAGUUUUUCAGGUAUUAUGGGUAUGCUUAUAUGUAUGGAUCUGCAACU